Molecule: messenger RNA, 1863 nt
Organism: Centrocercus urophasianus (Greater sage-grouse)
Lineage: Eukaryota; Metazoa; Chordata; Aves; Galliformes; Phasianidae
Gene: RIOX1
Product: ribosomal oxygenase 1
Exons: 1
Coding region: 1-1821 (606 amino acids)
Cellular component (GO): nucleolus
Molecular function (GO): histone H3K36 demethylase activity; histone H3K4 demethylase activity
Source: RefSeq, a predicted model, not a curated record
AUGGCGGCGUGCGGCGCGGAAGAGCGGCAGCGGGUGGGACGGCUCUCGGCGCUUUCGGUGUACCGCCGGGCGGCGGGGCCCGGGCGACUGGAGCGGCGCCUCCGCGGGACGCCGCUGCCUGCGGGCGGUAAGCGGAAUAAAGCGCGGCUGAGGCGUGGCGCGGCGGGAGGAGGCGGCCCGGAGCGGGCUGCGCUGCCGCAGAGCGCCGCCCCCCCCCCCAACCGCGUGGAGCGGGCUGGGAGCCCCGAAGCCAAGCAGGGAGACCUUAAGACUAAACCGAGCGGCUCUCCGGCCAAAGCUGCGACCAACGCUCCGGCCGGAAACCUCGAAACCAAGUCGCUCGGAGGCCCUUUGACAAUCUUGGGCGGUUCGCGGGCCAAGACUCCGGUCGGGAACCCCGAAGCAAAGCCGCCCGGAGACCCCGCAAAGAGCCCGGGCGGCGGAGGCGUGUUGGGGCUGCUGCGGCGGCUGGGGCGGCUGGAGGACAGCCGGCGGAGGGCGGCAGAGCUGUUCCGGUGGCUGGUGGCACCAGUGGCACCGGAGGAGUUCGCGAGGCGGCACUGGGAGCAGGCGCCGCUGCUCGUGCAGCGGGGUGACCCCGGCUACUACGCGGGGCUGUUCUCCACGGCUGACUUCGACGCCAUUCUGCGCAGCGGUGAUGUGCGCUUCGGGACCCACCUGGACGUGACCAGCUAUGCUGAGGGGGUGCGGGAGACGCACAACCCCGUGGGCCGGGCGCUGCCUGCCGUCGUCUGGGACUUUUACCAGAACGGGUGCUCUCUGCGGCUCCUCAGCCCCCAGGCUUUCUCCACCACUGUCUGGCACUUCCUCUCUGUCCUGCAGGAGCACUUUGGGAGCAUGGCUGGGGCCAACACCUACCUCACGCCACCAGGCACACAGGGCUUCGCCCCUCACUACGACGACAUUGAGGCCUUCGUUCUGCAGCUGGAGGGCAAGAAGCACUGGCGCAUUUACGGCCCCCGGACGAGCUCAGAGGCACUGCCCCAGUUCUCCAGUGCAAACCUCACGCAGGCGGAGCUCGGUGAGCCCCUGCUGGAAGUGGUUCUGGAGGCUGGAGACCUCCUAUACUUUCCCCGGGGCUUUAUCCACCAGGCUGACUGUCUGCCAGAUGCGCACUCGCUCCACAUUACAGUGUCCUCCUAUCAGAGGAACUCCUGGGGAGACUUCUUGGAGAAGCUUCUUCCUGCUGCCCUGCAGAUGGCCCUGGAGGAGGACCUUGAGUACCGGCAAGGGCUUCCCAUGGACUGCCUGGGGUACAUGGGGGUUGCCAACUCAGAUGCCAUCGAUGCUCGCCGAACAGCGUUUGUGGAGAAGGUGCAGCACCUGAUAAAGAAACUUGUUGACUAUGCACCCAUUGACGCUGCCAUGGAUCAGAGGGCUAAGUCGUUUCUUCACGACUGUCUCCCACCAGUGCUUACACAAAGUGAGAAACAGCUGAGCGUGUAUGGCUUUCCAGCUCGGUGGCAUGAUGGAAGGCCCCGCAAUGUUGAUAUACUAAUAACAAAAGACACAGAAGUACGUCUUCUCCAUCAUGGCAUUGUUAGAUUGUGCAAUGAAGAAGCAGGCGUGAUGCUAUAUUACACAACAGAAAACUCAAGAGUGUAUCAUAAGGAAGACCCCAAGUACCUUGAGAUAGAUCCUGAGUACACAGACAGUAUUGAAUUUCUCCUGUCCUCCUAUCCAAACCACGUCAGCGUGGAUACCCUCCCAUGUGAUGCCUUGGAGGACAAGAUUUCUCUAGCUACGCUCCUGUUUGAGAAGGGCAUUCUGACUACUAAGAAGCCACUGGUGCAAGUGUAACUCUUAUUUUUUAACAAAAUAAAAAUGCGUUUGUUUAGAAAA